Molecule: messenger RNA, 1338 nt
Organism: Aspergillus alliaceus
Lineage: Eukaryota; Fungi; Ascomycota; Eurotiomycetes; Eurotiales; Aspergillaceae
Product: NRDE family protein
Exons: 2
Coding region: 233-1198 (321 amino acids)
Biological process (GO): protein secretion; Golgi organization
Cellular component (GO): Golgi apparatus
Source: RefSeq, a predicted model, not a curated record
GACUUCUAGUCUAUAGAUCUCGUGCUGUCUUCCCAGAAAACACUGCCGAGUUGGUUGAUUUGAUUGAGUUUAUGUCUUUUUUUUUAAUUCACCUUCCAUACCCCUAAUAUAGCAUAUAGCAUAUUAAGGGAUCAACAUAUCUCCAGGCUAGAGGCUUGAGGUUAGAAGCUCAAACCCACCAGCGGUGCUACCCAAACUUGAAAGCACUUGAACUGAGAUUAACGACUCCACGAUGUGUAUUGCACUAAUCUCUACAGCUCACCCGUCCUAUUCCCUUAUUAUUAUCGACAAUAGGGAUGAAUAUCUCCGUCGACCAACCUCUCCGGCUGAUUGGUGGCCCGAACCGGAGUCCAAUAUAUUAGGCGGACGAGACCUGGCGCGAGCAACACACGGAACAUGGAUGGGAAUUACGAAGGAAGGAAAGAUUGCGGUGUUGACAAAUUAUCGAGAAGAUACAACUGAGAAAGCGACGGGGACACAAAGCCGGGGUGCUAUCGUGAACGGCUGGCUUACGGAGGCCCCUGAACCUAGACAGUCCACGCGGGACUUCGCGCAGAGCAUGGUAGCAAGCCCCAUGGUGAGGAAUGUCGGUGGGUUUAGUCUGGUGUGCGGCUAUGUCAAUGAGCCACUGGCUGUAAUUUCAAACCGCUCUUCCAAUAUGGACCAGGUUACCUGGCUGGCAACCGAACAAGGCCAGACUGUGGGGCUCAGCAACACGCAUUUUGAUGACCGCUCCUGGCCAAAGAUUAUUGAUGGCGAGAAGCUGAUGAUUGAAGCUAUCCAAGAACACGUUGACGCGGGAGAAGAUGAAGAUGGUCUGAUUGAUAGACUACUCGGGUUGUUGAGCAGGAACACACUGCCUGAGCUUUCGGAAGACGCAACAGCGGAAGACUACCUACCACAUUUUAGAAAGAGUAUUUUCAUCCCUGUGCUUGGUGCUAAAGGUGGUCCUGCGAAGCCAGCCGAGGGCGUAGCCGCAGCAUGUGUCGAGGAGAAAGUGACAACUGGUGCCAAGCAGGGCGAUGAGCUGGACCAGUCAUACCUGCAUGGCGCGUACGGCACGCAGAAACAGACUGUCAUCCUGGUAAGUCAUGUUGGACGGGUGAGGUAUUUCGAGCGCACCCUUUAUGACGAUGAGGUGAACGCCGUUCCCCUUGGCAAAGGGGACCGAUCAUACGAGUUCCAAGUCGCCCAAUAAUCAUGUCGAGUCACGAUUUGCAUUUGGCGGUCUUGUUUUCUUCGGACGAGAUGAUUUCAUUCUUGUACACAGCACCAUUGAAAAGAUGCCCGGCUUAGCUCCUCUCUGCACUCUUGAGUAUGCGUAAUUGCACAGCGAAG